AUGUCAGAAUUCAUACAUCAAUCGGCGAUGGAAUGCAUUGACGAAAUAUCUUCAACAAACAAUCCAGAAAAAAUAAUAUCCGACAAUGGCGAACGAUCUGAAAAUGUUUUGAUAAAGAAUCCAAUCAAAAAAAUAUGCGGACAGUUGAAAGAGGUGAUGGGCCAAGUUACCCUCGAGCCUAUGCUUUUUGUUAAAAUGGUGUCGGAGGGAAACGUUGUAGUGAUUAUCGAUACACUACAACUAGACCGGGUUUGUCGUGUUAAUUUCAACUUUAGUGAAGCAGACUGUAUGGCAAUGGACGACGGAAAUCACUCACACAUUCAAGAAACGGUGCAGGUAUACCAGAAUAACUUUAACUUUUAUCAAGGAUUUCUGGCAAGUAUUUUGCCAGUUUUGAUUGUUCUCUUUGCUGGAUCAUUUAGUGAUCAAUACGGUAGGAAACUGCCGAUGAUCAUCUCUUUGUCCGGAUAUGUGAUUUUCGCUUUAAUUUACAUCGUCACGAUCUUCAAUCCAUCGUGGCCAGUGGAAGUUCUCUACGCAGGCUCGAUAGCCAUCAACUUGUGCGGAAGUUGGGUCGUUUUCAAUAUGGCAGUCUACAGCUAUUUAGCCGACAUUACUGUAAUAGAGAAACGUACAAAACGAAUGGGCUGGAUGGACGCUAUUUGGUAUAUGGGAGGGCCCAUUGGAACCGUGAUGGGUGUAUGGCUAUACCGAGCAUAUGGCUACAUGGCUGUAUUCUCAGUCUCAGCCCUUUUGUGGUCCAUAUGCAUAGCGUACACCGCCAUUUUCGUCGAAGAAAGCGUUGUCCAACCCACAAAAGCAACAAAAAAAGGAAAGCCAUUUGAAUUUGUAAUCGAUUUAGUCCGGGCAGCUUUCAAACGAUAUCCCAAUCGCGGUAGACUUCAUUUGUUUUUGCUGAUGGCCAUUAAAUUGGGUGUUUAUCUUGUCCAAGGGCAUCAGGUUUAUUUAUGGGCACGACGUGUGCUCGGAUGGGAUGUCACCCAGUAUUCGAAUUGGUCAGGCGCAAAUGAAGCUGUACGUCAAGUUGGUAUGGUUAUAUUACUCGGACUGGCAUCAAGUUACGAGCUGUCGGAUUACACUGUUGCAAUCUUUGGAUUGGUAUCCAUUGCUCUUUGGAACAUGAUGUCAAUCUUCAUCACCGGCCCAUCUUUGUGGUGGGUAGUUAUCAUCACUACUUUAGUAGGAGCUUUCAAGGCCAGCAUCGACCCAGCUCUUCGCGCUCUGAUAACAAGCAUCCCGGACAAAAGCGACGUUGGUAAAAUAUUAGGGUUUCUUGGGCUGUUGGAAUCCAUUUGGUUUACUGUAGAUAGGUCUAUCUUCACGCACCUAUACAACGCUUUAAUUGAAACUUUCCCCCAGAUCAACUUUGUAGUAGGAAGUGCCUUUGCCGUCGUGUUGAUCUCGGCCCUAUUUCUAUUAAAAAGAGACUGGGAAAAACGAAGGAAUCCAAAUACAUAUGUGAUUCCAGAUCAAACAACUUAUGCAACAUAG
Daphnia pulicaria is the source of this 1512-nucleotide messenger RNA. Its product is annotated as solute carrier family 46 member 3-like. Gene Ontology annotation, molecular function: transmembrane transporter activity. Gene Ontology annotation, cellular component: membrane. The transcript is spliced from 5 exons. The record is from RefSeq and is a predicted model, not a curated record. The coding region runs from base 1 to 1512 and encodes 503 amino acids. Gene Ontology annotation, biological process: transmembrane transport. Lineage: Eukaryota; Metazoa; Arthropoda; Branchiopoda; Diplostraca; Daphniidae.